AUGGACAUCUACGACCCGGGACUUAUGGGCGCUGCUGGGCGUGUGGGCACCUCCACGCCUUCGACCAACGAAGCCGACGAGCCUGCCAAGACCGAGCUCGACCAGAAUGUCGAAAAGCUCGUAGGCAACAUUUCCUCCUGGUGGUCUGGCAUCGCCAAGAAGUCGCAGGACUCGCUGGCACAAGCGCGCAAGGAAGUCGAGACUCGCGGCGGCAUUGUCAACUUUGCCAAAGCCGAGUAUGCCAAGCUCGAGACGUCCAUCGGCGAAGCCCAGAAGAAGGCCCGUGACCAAAGUCAAGCCGCACCCAUUGCUUCCGACCUCGAAGGCGAGCAGACGUCCGAGUCUGUCGCCCAGUCCGAAACGAGCAAAGGCAAGCAGCGAGCCAUUGACGAAACGACAAUCGAGGUACAAGAGGGUGCGCAAGGGCAAGGCCCCACUCUGGGUGCAUCCAUCUCGACGCUCUUCGGCAAGCUUACUGCUGACCCUCGGCUUGUGUCGCUGCAGCAGUCGCUCACCUCGACGCUGCAGGGCGUCACAUCGCCGAAAGACGGAGAGCCGGGCCAGAAGAAUCUGCAGGAGUCGCUGUCGAAGCUGUCGGCCACCAUCCAGUCGCACCUGCCCCACCUGGAUCUGAAGGAGUCUCAGCAGCUCGCCACGAGGUAUCUGCACGCCACCGAGAACUUUGCGCGCGAGAUGCAGUCGGAUAUGAAGGAGCUCGUUGGAGACCUCGUCCGCAUCGUCCCGCCCGAAGAGGACGAAUCUGCUUCCGCUGCGGUAGAAGCUUCCAAGGAGAAGGCUGUGGAGGCACCAGCAACUCAGGCAUCACCAAAGCCAGCGGACAGCAAGAUCACCGACGUAGCUGCACCGGCUCACGACGAGGAAGACUUUGCAUGGGAUGAGGACGACGAAGAAGCGGCUGCUGGUGCCGACGCCAAACCCGCACCUGCAGCAAUCGAGCCGAAGCCAGAGUCGGCGUCUGCCGAGCCAGCAAAGACACCCACCAAGCCAUCUGAAUCGCCCCAGUCCGACGAAGACUCGGACUGGGAAUAA
Messenger RNA from Moesziomyces antarcticus, 1050 nucleotides. RefSeq lists its product as uncharacterized. Bases 1 to 1050 code for a protein of 349 amino acids. The record is from RefSeq and is a predicted model, not a curated record. NCBI's taxonomy places the organism in Eukaryota, Fungi, Basidiomycota, Ustilaginomycetes, Ustilaginales, Ustilaginaceae. The transcript has a single exon.